Messenger RNA from Candidula unifasciata, 756 nucleotides. The record is from the annotation of a GenBank genome assembly. NCBI's taxonomy places the organism in Eukaryota, Metazoa, Mollusca, Gastropoda, Stylommatophora, Geomitridae.
AUGGCAGCAUUGAUUCUGUACCUGCUAGUGAUGUCAUCGAUACAGACUUUACAGAUGUUAAACAUGGCUGCAGUAUUUGCCAGUGGUGACCUACUUCUGGCCAGACAGUUGACAGGUUCAGGUUUUCAUAGAAACUUGGAGACAUUACUCACUCUACCAGAGAGUAUCAUUCUUCAACACAAGUCCCCUGAGUGUUCACUUCUUCUGUUUGAGACAUUGCCUCCUGGUGCUUAUGCCGAUCCAUUCCAGAUUAAUUCCCUAAAGCCGUUUGGUGGACCUCAGGUACUUUUUGACAGAAUUGUGAACAUCGAAGCAGCUGAGUUUUCAUCAAAGCCUCAUGAGCUCUUCAUUUUUCUAAGUUUAUAUAAACAUGUAGCAGCUGAAAGGUCGUCAGAAAAAACUCUGGAAGUUUCCCUACCAAUACAUGCUCGUUACCACAAGCCAUCUGUUGAUGCUAAAAUAUCACACUCAUUUGUGACUAUUUUACCUCCGGGGCUGUACUCAAAUUGUACACCUUCAGACGCAGCUGAUACUAUCAUGGCUCCAUGUGAUGUGAACAAUUCUUCCAUGUGUCUCUGGACUCAUCUUCCUUAUAAAAGUAAUUUUCCUGUAGUUCAGCUCAGUGUUCCUGUUGGCCAGCAGAGUGACAUCCCUUUGGUUGUUGUGGCAACUCUAUUCAUCACUGUGACUGUGUGUGCUGUUUUGGUGAGGUUCCUUUGGACAUCACAGCAAGAGACACACAAUAAACAUUUAUAA